Messenger RNA from Betta splendens (Siamese fighting fish), 10128 nucleotides. It is a transcript of the gene map4l, whose product is annotated as microtubule associated protein 4 like. The transcript has 16 exons. The record is from RefSeq and is a predicted model, not a curated record. NCBI's taxonomy places the organism in Eukaryota, Metazoa, Chordata, Actinopteri, Anabantiformes, Osphronemidae. Bases 795 to 3845 code for a protein of 1016 amino acids. Gene Ontology annotation, molecular function: microtubule binding. Gene Ontology annotation, biological process: neuron projection development; microtubule cytoskeleton organization. Gene Ontology annotation, cellular component: neuron projection.
AUGACAGCUUGUUUGCUGGAAGGGUGGAUGGAGGGAUGAACAGGAAUCAAGAACAGAAGGAGUUUGUUGAGGGAUGGUACUAAACAAUCGCUGAGACACAUACUAUAGUGUGAGUAGAUAAGAAAAAGUUAUAGCAAGCUUCUGUACACCAUCACACCAAAUACUAGACAAAGAAUCAAUUUUUUGACUUGGGUUAAUAUUUUGUUUCUGUUUGUGAUGCAUUCAGGCUCUCUUGUAAUAGAGAAAAUAUUGAUUAGUGAAGCUUAAAGAUCACAAUGUAACAAACUGAAGUACGGUGCCACUAUUACAUCAUCUGUCCACCAGAGAGUGCUGCCAUGUUACAGUAGGUUUCCUUUGGCACUCUAAACAUAGAGAUAAAUGUCUAGGUGUGAUUUCAUCCCUUUUACAACAUAAUUUUUUUAUAUUGUGGCGACCUUAAGGGGGGUGGUCCCUCCGGGGAUAGACAGGUGCAUCUGUGGGAGUUCCUCCCGGGUCUUUUGGGGGCGAACAGUAUGUGUUAUGUAUGUGUUGGUGGGAUUCUGUGGCGGAAAUGUGUGGAAGUCUAGAGAAAGGACGUGUUGUUGCCUCAGUGUGUAUACUAAUGUGUAAUAAACCAGCGUUGUUGCAGUUCAACUGGUGCCGCUGUGUGUGUGGUGACGGCUGCAGUGAGGCCGGCUCACAUCCUGCUCCAGAGAGACUGGAAACUGUCAGGAGAGCUGCAGGGCUCCACGCUCCAGGUCCUUGCUGUUAGCCGCUGUUUAGCCUAGCCUCUACUGGCUAGUAGUACCUAAACUAUGGAUCUGAGUCUGCGAGACGCUCUGGGUGGGGGCGGAGGUGGGGUCCCGGGCGCGACCCCUUCCGAAGCCCUGCUGAAGCGAGACUUCAUGGCCUCACUGGAGAAAGAGAGCUACCACGACAAGGUGGGAGAGACCGUCUCCAAGACCGACUACCGCCCCCUGCUGGAUGGAAAGGACCCCAAGAGUGGUCCAGGGAUGAUGUCAUCAGGGGGACGCCAAGACCCAGCUGGACAGCCUGCAUUCAGCUCUGACUUCCUUUCUGGCUUCUCUCAGUCUGGGAUGGGAGGAACCAAGGGUUCCAGCCUGCCACCGUUCCAGACUAGCGUUGGCUCUGCUCUGGGUCAGUCUGGGAUGGGCUCAGCUUUGGAUUCCCAGAAGAGUUCAGGCCUGUUCGGGCUAGACUAUAAAACCUCCAGUAAUCCCAGUGGAAACAGUCCAUUUAAAACUAGCGACUUGUACUCGUCUGGUGGACCAGGACUCCACUCCAUGGAUUAUUCUCCAGCAGCUCCCGUCCUUUCUCCCAGUGGCUCAAUGGACGACAGCAGUGCCACAUCCUCGGCCUCCGAGCCUCGAAGCCCCGACAGAGUGGGGCCAGGGGGCGAGGCUGGCAAGCAGAGGAGGCUGAAGAAGAAGAGGAGGGGCCACGACGAAGCCUACGCUGUCUUUAAUACACAGGAGAAUAACCGCAGCCAAUCAGACAAGCAUGCGAUGCGGGAUAAGGGACGGGAGGUGGAGGAGGACGAAGACGAGGAGGAAAACUGGGAGUGGGAGAUCCGAGAGAGCGGAGCAGGGGGUCGAGUAAAAGGCAGGAAAGUCAAGAGUCGGGCCAGACUUCCAGAGGAGUGGGGUGCUCCCCAGCUCCCUGCCUCCCCCACACCCACUACGACUGCACCUGCUGACUCGGGUGCAUCUGAGUUCACAGCUCCAAACUGCAAACCCAGUCCUGCACAAAUCCCCACCACUUUCACCAGCCCCCUACCGGAUCCAUCAGCACGCUCCUAUGAGCCCAUGUGUGUGGGCGACUUCCUCAUGCCUUCUAAGGAUGGACAACCGGCAAACAGCAAUGUUACCGUAGCACCUGGCACAGGCAGCACCAGCAGCAGGACUGCCUCCACUGGGAAUGUGGGCGUUAGCCUAGCGUUAGCGACGGGGGACAGUCUAAGCCCAGUCUCCCAGACCUUUUCUUUUCUUGAUUCAGUCCUACAGACCUCACCCGGGUCCACUCUAGACUCACAGACCACCACUCCCAUCACCAACACCCCCUCCCUCACUGCCGCCGCCCAAACGAGGUCCGCCGUCACAGAAGCCGCUUCCGCCUCCUCCUCCGGCAUCACUCCAGACCUUCCCCAGACCUCUGCUGUGUCCCCCAACGCCAGUGCCGUCCAAUCAGCUUUAAAUGUCAACGCCAAACCUUUCGUCCCUUCAGCCUCAUUCCUAAGCACAGCUUCACCCCAUAAAAAUGAAGCUGUCUCCACCGCAUCACACAGUACUGCCCUCAAAAGUACCACAUCCCUUAGCUCAGCCACACCACCUCCCUCCAUCAUCCCUGCACACCAGGAGUCCUCAUCGCCACAGCUGCCCCCACUGGAAGUUAAAGCAAACAACAAUGACAAGCAGGAGAAGACAGACCUUUCUGGCAAGACAGAGAAGAAUGAGGCCUUGGACAAGAAGGAGAAGGAGGCGCAGCAGAAGAAAGACAACGGCCCGGACAAGAACCAGAAGUCUGAGAAGAUCCUCAAGGACGACGACAAGGUGGAAAAGAUGAAUGCUGAGAAAAACAACAAGGACAACGAAAAGGUCGAGAAGGUGGACAAGCCUGAGAAGACUAACAAAGAUGAGAAGAAGGAGGAGAAGAAGGAGGAGAAGGGUGGGAAAGGCACGGCUAAGUCUCCAACGGGCACCAAGGCUAAGCUUGAAGUGGGCUCAGCCAAAGCAAACUCUAGGUCCCGUCCCUCCACCCUCUCCACAAAUGCUGAGGCCACCUCAGGCAAACACCCCUCCCCCACCACAGCCUCAGCUAAUAAAAAAAGCCCCGUACCCAAGGCCACCACACCCGUCGCCACCAAGCGGCCAGCGUUGGCGACUGGCUCUGCCAAGGCCAAGGCCAAGACUCCUGAAAAUAACGAGAAGCACCCACCUGUAACGAAGGCCGCGGCUUCGGCCCGUGCAGCUGCUGCAGGCAAGACCGCUGCUAACAAGAAUGACAAGACAGGGGAGACCAAGAAGCCCAAGACCACUGCUCGUCCCCGCCCGGUCUCCAGCACCGCCCCCGCUACCCCGGCUGCCUCCACCAAUGGUGAAGCGGGGGCUGCUCACCGGCGCCGGGUCAUCACCAAGCCUCCCGUGCCCAAGCAGACCCCACUGGAGAAGAAGCCUCCGGUUCCCCGCGCCCCUCGAACCCCCCGGCCCAUCAAUGCCCCCACACCGGACCUGAAGAACGUCCGCUCCAAGAUCGGAUCCAUUGACAAUAUCAAAUACCAACCUGGCGGAGGAAAGGUCUCCUCCACCUCGAACAACAAGACAUCAGACCCUUCCACUCCUCCCAGCAAGUCCAGAGUUCAGAUAGUGCACAAAAAGUUGGACUUCAGCCAUAUUACAUCCCGCUGUGGCUCCAAGGACAAUAUCAAACAUGUCCCUGGAGGUGGCAAUGUGCAGAUCCUGAAUAAGAAGGUCGAUGUGAGCAAGGUGACGUCCAAAUGCGGCUCCAAGGACAACAUCAAACACAAGCCAGGUGGCGGUGAUGUGAAGAUUGAGUCUCAUAAGCUUAACAUUAAGGCCAAGUCUAAGGUCGGGUCCCUGGAUAAUGUUGGACCAGGCAGUGGACAGACUAAUGGACACAAGGAGGAAAAGGCGGAGGAGAAGGCAUGUUCACCCCCAAGCGGCGCUCUGACAACAGGACCAGCAGGUGUUGCUAAGGCAACGGUACCAGGAGGUGUUGCUAAGGAGAAUGGAGUGAAGGAGCCCAAUCCUUUUGGGGGAGCUGGACUGAGGGAGCCCCUUAGUGUAGACAAAGGCCUCACUGAGACUAGUGGACUGAGCUCCAUGUAGAUCUUGGUUGGACACGCAGGGCGCUCGCUGGCCUGCCAAUCAACUGCCCAACCAACCUAUCACGGCGCAGUCACUUCCCUCUGCUUCCGCCCUCCAUCUCGCCCACUGCAGCACCAAACUGAAUAAUCGCCUCUCAGUGUUCCUCUGGGGUCUGCCUGUCAGCUUCAUGCUACCAAUCCUGACUUUUGACCUUGCAACACACUCGGGUUGACCUUUGGCCCUGUCUAAAACAGAGAAGAGCACUUUGCUGUUUGUCUGUGUGGGAUUCCACCAACUUCUUGACUGAUAAGAUCCCCUUGUAAGCACUGAUUUAGAUGAUCCUAAUCUAACAGCUCGUAGGCAAUAAACUCACUAUCAUAGUCAAUGCUUUAUUUAGUAUAUUGAGCAUAAUCAGGCUUUUUAUAGAAUAGUUCCACCUGUGACAAUUACUGUUUAAACACCUCACAACUCAACUGAAACUACUCUGGCCCCCCUUACAGACCUUUUAGCCCUGUCGCCAGAGCUACUCUAUGGUAAUGCAACCCUCCUCUAUUCUGUCCCUUCGCUCUUAAUUUAUUUAUUACAUUUAUUACAAUAAUACAUAUUUAUCUCUAGAUUAUUAAUAUCACAAUGCUCUCAGCUAGAAGUGACUGGUGUUCAGAACAAGGACUUGUGCAGAAUAGAGUAUAUGUAGUCAGACACAUUUGGACGUAGACAGUCAAAGGACAGCUUUUAAAUUCAGUAGGAUGUCAGACAUUUAAAUGCAGUGCUAUAGGACAAGAAUAGAUUUAAUCAGUGGUCAUGAGUAACCUGAAGGGAUACAGCUUAGUCCAUUUUUGGGGAAGGUAGGUUAUUUGCUUCUUGGAUUGGAUUGGAUUGGAUUGAAACACAGUAAAUUGGCACCGAACCUGACGUUUGACUUUGAAUCAGGUAGUAACCUACAUUUUAUGAUGAGCAGCCUCUGCACCUUUAAGUCAAGUAAUCCAAAAGCACCAAUGCGUUGCACAUGCAUGUAGCACUUUUCCUCUGGCAGACACUGCGUCACCAGCUGCCGUUUAAAAGCCAGCUGUCCACCCAUUUAAAAUUGCUCAAUAGUUUGAGUAAAGUCACUUUAUGUGAUGAUGGGGCACAGCCUUCACCCCUUUGGUGAAACCUGACCCUUUAGAAUUUGCCCAAUAGCAGCCAUCUUAUUACUGAUGAUCUCUGAGGGACCAUUGUACCACUCUAUUCCCAUUUAUGCUUCCUAUGUCCACUCAGAAAUAGCUCACAAAAAAGAUACAGACUGCACCUUUCCCUAGCAGAGGUAGUGCUGUUGUCUUUCCUCUUCCAUAACCUUUAAUUCUGACAUUACACAGGUGGAGUCUGGACAGAAAAUGAGAGAGAAAACAGAGCAGCCCCAGAGAGCGGCUUUGAUGCAUUUGCAUAAGAAUGUUCUCUGCAGGAGGACUUUGGAAGUGAAUCAGCUACAAAUGAAUCAGUGUAACAACUGUCCUGUACUGUAAGUAGUCAGCUUUUAAAACCACACAUCUGUAUAUAACACAAAAAGUAAAUGCAUCAGGGUAUAACACUUUAAAUCGGUUCUGGUCACAUGGUCUUAGCACAAGUCCACAUCUUAUUGUGGAUGUUUCAGCACCGCAGCACCAUUCAGAUUUCUUUGAUUGAAGCAUUUAACUGUAAUAAAAGCACCUUAAUAGAGCAGAUCUAUUUAUUCCAUUACAAUAAACAAACAUUUAGCCUUUAUCUCUAAAUACACUCAAACAUGCACAGGAUGUGAGCUUUUGCAUGACAAGCACCUUGGGAGCACAAAAGAUUUCAGUCAUGUCAUGUUGCAUGUCUGCUAUCCUGCAGCCAGGACCAUGAUACAGUACUAGGGUUCCCACAUUUUUCCCAUACGCUCGGGAGUCUUACUCAUGCACUAAAACCUCCCCAAGCAGGAAGCACCUGCAGAGAGACAGACAGCACCUUCCUCUUCCUGUGUGAUGCUCCCAGUUCACCCCAGUAGAGAGCGACACACUGUUUAAGCCCUCCCCAGUAGCCACUGCGUCUUAGAAUCGUGUCUGUGCAAAAUUACAUUUACAUGUAUGCACAUGAAAUGACAAUGUGUACAGACACACACACACACACACACACUGAUCAUAAUACACAGCACCUCAGCAGGUUACUGUGAGGUAAUGUACAUGUAAGCUGCUCAUAAUUUUACUAAUAUAAAAUGAAACCAAGUUGUUGCUGUGUUUCGCUGGUCUCUGCUGAUAUUGUUUAAACGAUGGUGAGCUGUGUCGGUGUGUCGUUCCUACCAUAGUCCCGGUUGGACAAUUCGAUCGCAGACCCACUCACAUCUUCUCCUCUUCCCGUGUUUCACCCCUACUCUGGCAACAAUACAGCGAUUGAUGUUCAGAGCACCUCCAGCUGACCGUGCAAGUGAACAGAAAGAGGGAGUGAGGAUGGCAUUGACCGGUAGACACGAGAGCCGUGACUCCGCGUGAAUUAGGAACUAGUGGGGGGAGGAUAACGAUUCUCCCAGCUCCUAAAUGCUAUAAGUGCAGCAGCAUUCCAGCAAGGCAGAACCAAGGACAUGGUUGGGCUCAUCAUUUAGAUUUGGAAGUUGUGUUUUUGGUUGUUUUGUCUUUGUAACAUUUGUCAUGUGCUAGGCCCAUUUAAAAUGGUCCUGUAAUAGCACUUUGAUGUGCAGAUAAUGUAUGAGACAUAGUAAGUGAAGAGAAGCUUGUGUGGAGCAUUGUUUUUGCUCAGCUGCCGCAGUAGUCCUAAAUGUUCUACUGUGAAGGAAAGACUUUUCCCAGCCUGUUAGGAAACAGUGAAAAUAAAUCACCUGUAGUCAUUGUUAGCAUUUUCUAUUAAAGGUGCAGUGUGUAAGUUUAUUGACAUCCAGUGGUGCGGUUGCAAACUGCAGCCCCCUCAGGUUUCAUAUUAUUAUCUACUGUUGCUCAGAGCAUCAGUUUUAAACUAAUGAGGUUACUCUAGAUGCUUAAAGUCAUUUUUCUUUUUCCCCAAGCAGCACUCUAGAGGUUAGAGAUCAUGUCCAUAGUGUUAGGAUACAAUGAUCACAAGUGGUAAAAGCCAUUCUAACCCUGAAAAGACAUCCGUAUUUGGAAAUUGUUGUUGUACAACUGACAGUACAAACAGACUUGCAAAUUUUCUCAAAGAAAUCUAAAGAGGACAGAAAAAAAGAAAAAAAAUUACUUUGUUUGCUUCUCUAGCAUCAAAACACACAACUAGCCUUUAAAUGUCAGGAUAUCUAUGUUCACUAAUUUUGAAAUUACACUGGCAAUAAGUACUAAUAAAGCUGACGUGCCAAACAACAUCAAAGUAAGGAACAAUUCUCCAUGUGCACUGUUAAAUCAAGCAGCCAGACAGUUGCUUGUUUUGCUGCUUAGCUCAGGUGAGGAGGGAACGUUACAUCUGUGCAUACCUGUUACAGUGUUACCAAAUUGAAAGUCUCCCUCCUGAGACAGUGUCCCAUCCGAGCUUCCGUAGAAACAUUACACACUGCAUCUUUAAACAAAAAGCACUGUGAUGUGACUUUGAUUUACAGACCAAAAGCAUUGUCAUGCGUCACAAGUUCAAAGAUGAGUAGAGGCAGCAUCUUAAAAAGAGAGGGUCCUGCCUGCUCACUGUAAGUCUACUGUAUGUAUUAUGCAUUAAAAAGCUGUGAUGGUCUCUACCGAAACCAUUAAGGGAUAGUGGCAGAUUUAUGGCUUGUUGCUGUAGUUGUCAGAUGUGUGAAGUGUUACUAUUGCAUCCAUCCUGUAGAGGGCGCCGCUACACCUCUGGAACACUGAUAGUCUGGCUCUAAGACUUAAAGGCUGACUAGGAAGCCAUGCAUAGCCGAUAGAAAAGCUACAGUAGGUGAUCUGUGCCGUUGUGAUACUAGCUUUGAUGGCCACUACAUAUUAUUGUGUCUGGAACACUGCUGAAAUCAUAAAGACUAUGUACAGCUCCCCUCAAAUGUGUUGCACACUUUGAACACAGUGUCGUUGAUUUUUCGAUGCACUGAGGUAAUAUAAAACUGUAUAUUGGUAAACCAUUGUCAGCUGUGUACUGUGCACGUGUGCUUUUGGGUGCAAACUGUCUUUGUAGUUAGAUAAAACUAUGAUAAUCAAACAGCAACUUGAUCAAAUGAUAACUAGACAAGUUAAAGCACCAUAUAAGCAUACUGUAUGUAAUAUCGUAUCGUUCCCUUCAGAUCAUUCCCAUGAGUUGUAUAAAAGUGAAGCGCGUAUGUGGAUCUUAUGUCAAAACGACAGUGUAAAAGCACCCGAUAGGCAGCGAGUAGCAUGUACAGGAGGAGAAGCUUGUAAUGAUGUGUUACCAUAAGAUAGGACGAACUGAUGCCCCUUUAUCUCAGUCAGUUUAGUGGAUCGUAGUGGAACAUGGCUUCUGUGCUAUUAAUUAUGAUGGUUUCACACUCAACUCUCCAGUCUGCCCUUGUGUCAUUCCUGUAACAUUUACUGGCUCCUACUUUUUGACCAAGCUUCAAAGUCAUGUUUCCCAACUGGGCUGCAAAUGCUUCUCAGCUUAAAACAAGACACAUAUGAUUUAAAUGUGCAGCAACGUUGUGUAUUUAAACGUGUAUUUAAAUACAACAAUUUUUUAAGCACUUCUUAACUAAAGGUUGGUCUGAAUUCUUUAAUAGACAAAUUCCACUACAGGGUCCAAAGCAGAAAUUAUUUGGCAAAAAAUGUAUUCCACAAAUGUAACACUGAUAAGGUUAUACUUCACAUUUAAUCACACUUGGAGCUACGGUAUCUCAUCCUUAGCCUGAAAAGAUGAAGGGUCCAUUGGUUUCCUACUGUAUAAUACCUAAGAUAAGAUUGGAUAUAAUACUGGUUAUAUGAUUAGGGGUAAAUUGUACAUUUAUGCUUUUGGCACAAUAUUAUCGCCAUUAGACAUAAUGUUGCAUCUUUUUGCAGCAUGGACAAAAAGUAUUAACCCUUACCACUAGUACCGGGUUCACUCUGGUGUCUGUUUACACCUGUUCAAUUUCCUCGUUAUAGCGCAUGAAUUCCGCUCUUCCACUAGUAUCACUCACUGUCCCAACGUUUUUAGCACUUCAGAACUCAUAAAUAAUUAAAAAUAUUAAAAAAAGAACAAAACAACUUCUUACAGGGUGUUAUAAAUCCAAGUUAAUGUUAAUAUUAAUAUUAUAAGAUUGAUACCAUAAAGAAAGGAAAAGUGUACUUUUUUUAUGUCUGCCUUUUUUUUUAAAAGGGCUGAUGAAGUUUCAAGAAUGUUUUUAAAAAUCUAAUUUAAGAUGCAAGAUUUUGAGUUUGUGUAUGUUGUAUGUCUCUGUUCUGUUUUGGAGGAUGGAUCACAUGUGGAAAACGCUAUUUAAAACCGAGUGAAAGUGAUGGGCAGGAAAGGGGGCAGUGUGUGUCGUGCUCGUUAUUGUUCAUCACAAAAUCUAACAACUCGUGCAAAAACUCAGUCCAAAGCCCGAAUGGUUUUACUCCAGUGUGAAAUGUGUUCCAUACUACAUAACACCUGACACACACUGGUCAGCCCUUUCUUCCACCUACCACCCCCCUCGAUUAGACUAACGAGACAUAGUCUUGUGGCAUGUGGUACUAAGUAAUAUUAUGUAUUAGGCAGCUCCUGUAUAGACACCUUGGCAUACCUACCAACACAGAACUGAGUGAAGUUUGGACUAAAUUAUGUUCCCAAAAUUAAUAACAAGUGGUAACAUUAUUAGGAAACCUUGGAUGUAUUUGUACAACAAAAAAGCAGCAGAUUAUCAGUGAUGCUGAGCAACUUGACCUUGAUCAGCAGUGUUGGUAGAUAUGCAGCUGGAGCUCCUGGCUUUGUGUCCCAACUACAGUCACCAGUCAGCAUCACAGCACUGAAAAGUAGCUUUCUCUGUGUGUGUUGAUUACUACACUGCAGCUACUGUACCAGAUGGCAGCCCAGUAAAACCAACACUCCACCUAAUUGUUCUGUUGAACUACAUGUAUGUGUGUAUUCUAUUUUGAUUUUAUUUUCCUGUACUUCCUGUACCUUAGUGUGCAAUGUCAGCCACUAGUCCAAACAGAGAAAACAAGAUAAAGAAUCUACUUUCCAGUCCUGUGGAGUGAGUCCACUGUAGUGUGCUGUAUUAUCCUGUAGGGCACAACACUAUAGCAAGAGCAUGCAGAUGACAACAAACUGCUGGUUGUUAGAGGUAUCUGUCGUAUUAGAUAGAGCUCAUCUCCCCUUUUAAUUCUGAUUAUUUGGUAUGAAAGAGAUGUUCAUUGUGAUUAAUUGUUAACCAGUGAUGUGGAUAUUAAUCAUAAAAUAAAAAGAUGAGCAAUGA